GCGCCGGAUACCUCGCACCGAGUAGCAUACUCUGCCAUUUCACUCGUCAGCAAUCAAUAGAAGCAAUAGUUUUGGUUUUGUUAUUCUCUGUUAAACCCCUAACUUCAGCUUCAAGCGACACGUCUCGACACUCGCUAUCACACGUCACUGCCCCUCCAUUGCCCCUCCAUUCGCCAUGUCAGCGGUUGCGGCACAAACUUACCCGCCGUCUAUCACCAAUGAUGAGGUCGCGCAUCUUACAGAUGUUGUGAAGGAUUGGUCUGCCGGAAAUGGUCUUGUCAUUCGCCCACCUGCAACUGUAAUUGCUGCAGAUGCUGACCCGAAUGGUAUUACUGCCGUCAGCGCGCCAAUAACUCUCUUCCCCAGCCAAUUCCCCAAGGAGUGCUUUGCGCAGGCGAACGAGGUACAGCAGACUUAUAAUGAACUUUAUGCGGCUGUGAGCAGAAAUGAGGCAUUCUUGGAAGAAACUGUCAAGGCGCAAGUAAAGUCCUCCUUCGAAAAAGCCAAGGGCUAACGGUCAAAAAGUGUCGCAGACGGAGACGACUUUAUCCGCAACCUUUGGGAUAUUCAUACCAAGGUGAAGGCGGAAGGUUAUACUCAAGAUUUAUCACUCGGCCUCUUCCGCUCUGAUUACAUGGUGCACCAGGAUGAAGCCACAGGCUCGUCCCAAGUCAAGCAGGUCGAAUUCAACACCAUCGCUUCUUCAUUCGGAGGCCUGUCAUACAACACGUCACGACUACACAAAUUCCUUAGCGCAACAGAGUACCCUCUCCUAGACAACCCUAUACAAGCCAACACCAUGGACCUGCCCGAGAACACCAGUACUGAAGGCCUUGCGGCUGGUAUUGAGGCGGCCUAUCACGCAUAUCCGGAGUCUGAUCUUGGUCAUUCUAAAUGCAUCUUGUUCGUAGUGCAAAGUGGAGAGCGCAACGUAUUCGAUCAGCGCCAUCUCGAAUAUCAAAUCGCAAAGACAUCACCCACUGCCCCUGUCUUUCGUCUUGCCUUUGGCGAUUUUCUCAAGCAUACAUCGAUCGCUGAUACUGCUAAGCGCCAGCUUCUCUACCAUCUUCCGCGCAACCGCAACAAGACAUUUGAAGUUGCCAUUGUGUAUCUAAGAGCUGGCUAUGGGCCAGGCGACUACCCUGACGAAGCGGCUUGGGAUGCCAGACUACAGCUUGAGCGUUCGGCGGCUAUCAAAUGCCCUACAGUGCUGACCCAACUGGCUGGAACGAAAAAGGUGCAGCAGGUACUGGCUACCCCGUCUACCGGCUCCACAUCCUCGGCUCUCAGUGCCUUUAUCAAGGCCGAUACAGCAGAGGCAGCAGCACUAAGCCAGACAUUUACCAACAUAUAUCCUAUGGAUACAUCUGCCGCUGGCCUGACAGCAAGGAAGCUGGCAUUGGACCCGGCAACGGCGGCAGCCUAUGUACUAAAACCCCAGAGAGAAGGAGGCGGCAACAACAUUUACCGUGGUGCUAUCCCGGGUUAUUUGGCCUCCGUGCCAGAAGAGCACUGGGGUUCAUACAUUCUAAUGGAGCUCAUCACACCACCGCCCGUAUCCAACCUCAUUCUUCGCAAUGGCAAUAUCGAGAAGGGCGGUGUUAUCUGCGAGUUGGGCGUCUACGGCACAUGCUUGUGGGAUCAGGCCAGCGGUAAGAUUCUUCGCAAUGAAACAGCCGGAUAUCUGUUGCGUACCAAGGGUGACAAGAGCGAGGAGGGUGGCGUCGCAGCUGGUUACGGGUGCAUGGAUAGCUGCUAUUUGGUUUAAAGUGUGCUUUCGCCUCCCUUCUUUAUAUUUCCGGACACAUUACACGCAUAUAGACAGUUCAGAGUCGAGCGAUACUAGAUGGAGCAAAUAUUAUGUAUUGACAGCGCAUCAGCUUCCGCCUCUGCGUACUCGUGUACAAACGAAGCUAUACAACGCUGCGGUCCAUCACGCGCAGCAUGAUUGGUAUUGUAGUGUCUUUUUUUGUCGUAUUAUAUUCUAUUACAUUCGGGAGCGGAGAGGAAAGACCUCUUCUUGCAAAGAGACCAGGUCGUGAAAGAUGCCCCGCUUACUGUUGGGACUCCUGGUUCUGGGGACGGCGGAUGACCUCAAUGUUGCCUAGAACGGGGUGAUAUAGAUUAGCAACUGCUUCCAACCUGGUGAUUGUCGGCAAACUUACGCUGGACAAUGUUGAGGGCAGUGCGGCUGGUGCCAUUGGCAUCCUCGUAGGAGCUGAGGGUAGCAUCACCCUCGACGAAGACGGUAGCGCUGCACAACACAGGUUAGCAAUGGGAUUCGUUUUAACCAAGCAUCUUUGUCUCCUUUUUGCAAUUCGAGCGAAUGCGCAUAGCUUGUAGCCAUUGCGAGGAGCAUGAUGCGCAAAUCGGUACUUACCCCUUGGGAAGAGUGAGGAGGUAGUCGCGGCGACCGCCCUCGAGGAAAGCAGUGACGCGGAACCAGCUGGUCUGGCGGUUAUCGCGGGGGCCGCUGUUGCUGGCGACGGCGUACUUGAUGAUCUCGCGGCCGCUGCCGGUGGUGACAACCUCGGGGGUGUCAGCAAGGUUGCCGAUGAUGGACAUGCGGGCAAUGGAGCGAGGGGAGGAGGUGCUGAAGGCGCGGGCAGCGCCAAAGGAGGCGGCAGCAGUGCGGCGGAACAUGAAGGAGGACAUGGCGGCUGAGUUGGGAGGAGUGGGUGAAGAUGUCGAAAAUGUAGUGGAAGUGGUAGCGGUG
Messenger RNA from [Torrubiella] hemipterigena, 2716 nucleotides. NCBI's taxonomy places the organism in Eukaryota, Fungi, Ascomycota, Sordariomycetes, Hypocreales, Clavicipitaceae. The record is from the annotation of a GenBank genome assembly.